AGUGGGACUUCACAGCCAUUUCGCGCAUUAAGGGUAAUUUCCCCGAAUGAGGAAUGGCUUGUUGCUCUAUUGUCACAGCAAUAGUAGGCUGGCUGAGCACGGGGAUUUCCUCACUUGCUUAUUUUGUAGGCGGGGAGUUGUUUGCCACUUUCACAAGCAAGCUCCGAGAGGUUGCAGACAGAGUCGUGGAAUCUCAAAAGCGUGUAACCCGUGCAGGUUGCUUUUUGUGAUAAUUAGUUUGUUAGAACGUCUUGCGUGGUGUACGGCGUGUCACGGUUGCUUCUAGGUGGUUUGUCAACUCAUGCGCUUCUUGCUGGUCAAACCUGCUGCUUCAUCACCUCGUUGUGCAAAGGAGCAAGCGCGAGCCGAGCCAGCGGUUUAGCGAGAUCAGAUAACCAGCAGUACAGGUGGACGCUGCUCUCGUGGCAUGACUACCACAAACAAGGGAAACAAGGCCUUAAAGGUGAAGCGGGAGCCUGGGGAGAAUGGCACCAGCUUAACAGACGAUGAGCUGGUGACCAUGUCGGUGAGGGAACUGAACCAGCAUUUACGGGGCCUAUCGAAGGAAGAAAUCCUUCAGCUGAAGCAGCGGCGGCGUACCCUUAAGAACCGCGGCUAUGCUGCAAGCUGCCGGGUGAAACGGGUCACCCAGAAAGAGGAGCUGGAAAAACAAAAGGCUCAACUGCAACAGGAAGUGGACAAGCUGGCCACAGAGAACGCCAGUAUGAAGGUAGAGCUGGACGCACUGCGUUCAAAGUAUGAGGCUCUCCAAAGCUUUGCCAGGACUGUGGCGCGCAACCCCGUCACUUCAACAAGGGGACCGAUGGCCUCUGUGAUAGGGCCCCUCAUCCCUGGUAAAGUAGCUGCCACCAGCGUCAUCACCAUCGUCAAAUCCAAAACGGAGGCCAGGUCAUAGUAGCAGAAUGAUCAGGAGGAAGAUUUUCAAGGCGUAACUAGUCAGUGCAUUGUAACACGACACAGGAUCUCUUGUAUAAGUUUUCAGUUUUACGUGGACACCAACACUAAAAAUAUGCUUCCCAUUUCACCCCUUACAGCUUGACUCAGCUGUCUCCUUGGCAACAGACAAGCUGUAUUUGAUUUUGCCUGGAUAGCAGUUAAUUAGUAUCAAAUUCAGAUUGUUGUUUUCUUGUUGCUUUUGAUAAAAUAGUUUAUGUAAUGUGUUUAGGUCCUCAUGACUGAGCUCUUAAAUCUUUUCCGUCCAAGGAAUUGGAAUUUUUAGAAUCUCAAAGGCAGUCGCAACCAGUGAAAUGAUCACUCGUAGAUUAUUCCUCACUGUAACUGUAAAGGUCCAUUUAUGCUCCCUUAGGUACGUAAAUAGGGACAUCUGUUUUAAAUGCUGUCAUACGUCACCGUCCUCAUACUUCCAUGCGUCUUUUGCGUUGCCAUGGUUGUUAAAUCAAUUGCUCCAAUAUUGGCAGUGCUAGGUUCAGAGUUCACUCCUGUAAGCCGACGUCAGUUUCAGACACCAUUUGGCAGCGGUAAUGCAUCACUGUAGUGUUGUUUUCAACCGCCCAACACACCCUAAACACUUGCAUAAUAGUCUUUCUUCAAAAGCUCGCACAAUUUCUGCAGUUGCUGUGCUCAUCUUCAUUCUUCUUUAGCUUUUUUCCCCCCAUUCCUGAUCCUCUUCUUCUUCUCUGGUUUGUUUCUUUUCCUAGUUGCAUGUCAGCUAUUCUGCUCAGCACUGCUCCCGCGAUUUGAUUCAUCUUCUGCGUCAAGAGACGGAUAGCUAAGCAUAGUAAAAACAGACCUAAAUAAGCGCGUUACCAACGCAGCAGACCGACGAAACUGUCCGUCUGCGUACCCAUCUUCUAUGUUGAGCAUAAAUGGGCUUUUAGGCUGAAGAAAGAGCCAGCACAUCUAUGUGAAGCUCGUUGCUUGUUAUUUUGCACUGACUCUAACAAGAAUAAAUAAAAACGGUCACGGUAUUGGUCUUGAUACAGCAAAAGUCUUCUAACCAACCAGACAAACCUAAAACUAGUAAAAAAAAAUUGUGAUAUUUCUUUUCUUCUUUUUUUUUUCUUUUUUUUUUUUUUUUUGUUGUUGGUUGUCUGCCAAGCAUAUGGGCAUGAAAUAAUGCUCCCGAACAUGGCAUUCAUUGCUGUUUAGGCAUUGGUAACAUGCUUCAGUGUCAUUAUCAAUAUGACAGGUAGAUGCAAUAAUAUAUGUAUGCACUGAAAACACAAAGAGAUCUUACAUAUUUAUGGUUAAAUGAGAAAAUGUAUUAGCUGAGUGCCAUUCUGGUAUGACAAGAUUCUUCUACAAUAUCUGAAAACCUGAAUGUUAUCACAGUAAUUUCCUCAUGUUUUAUGGGGACAGUGGAAAACCACGAAACCUUUUGAGACAUUGUGUUGCUCAUGGAGAAGAUAUGUUUGUUUUUUUUUCUUUAAAAGAUAAAUAUAUAUAUAUAUAUAUAUAUAUAUAUAUUGCAUUUUUGUAACUACUUGUCAACAGGGCCAUCAUAUAUUUACAAAAGAAAGUCUUUACACAAGCUUUAUUGUUGUUAAGGUGUAGAAAAUUUUGUCUAAUGUUGAGUUAUUGGUUUUUAUUACUAGGCAGAUUAACUUCCAUUGUUUAUAGAAAUACAGAAAAAGAAAAUAUACACAAAAAAACAAACAAAAAAAAACAAAACAUAAAAAAAAAUCUGUGAAAUCUUUUUUGCAAUUGUACCAAAAGUGGCUUACUAUUGAAGUCUGAUAGCUUUUUCUAGUGAAUAGGCGCGUACAGUGGGGUAGCGCGUGAUGUGACGUGUAAGUGACAAGUUGGCAGUGUCGUUCACUGUAUAGAUGUCAAUGCUGUGCUAUUUAAAACAAAUCUGUAGAGCUAAACUAGAUGGUGUAAACAAGGUCAAUUGUCUUUGUGCGUAUUGGCAUCUGUGAUAUCCUCCGCUUUCUUGGUGUUAGUUACAAAUCAUAUCGUCAUUAAGAGUUUACAGCAAUGAGCAGUGUUAAGACUGAAAUUGGUAAAAACGGCAUCAGUGGACAUUAAUUAAGGACUUCAAAAGCUCAAUGCGAUGGGAACAUUGGCUGCACUUGAUGUUGGAUGCCUUCUAAAAUACACCUUCUACAACCUGAAAAUAAAUUGAUUUAAUAUAGGGAAGACUUUCUGAUCAUUCCAGCUUAUAGAUUUGAAUUAGAUAGCAGAAACAACAAAAUAUCCAUGAAAUGCUGUUAUACAGUACAACUAUGGAUAUGUUUUAUGACAAAUCACGCAGUUUCUUAAUAUUUUGUAUUAACUAAAAGGUGAAGUUAAAGACUACCCAUAAAAGGUGCAGCAUCAGUCCUGUAAUUUUACCCAGAUUGGUCUUCAGAUAAAAAGCGGAAGGUUAGGGUGAGGGUUUGUUUGUAUGCACUAAGCUCCUGCUUGUUUUGCUCAGGACAAAACAGGCCACUCAAAAUGAACAAACUGUUGUUGAUGAGAAGCAAAGAGGAAGGAAUGGCAGCUCUGUUAUGUUUUUUUUGUUUUUUUUUUGUUGUGUUUUUUCUUAUAUUAGGCAUGUCAUAAAGGGCUUCAAUCACAGUCAGAAACAGCACGACCACAUAGAAUUACAAUCAAGAACAGCUGCCAGCAGCACUUCCUCUGUGCCAAGGGUUGCAUUGCUCCCCUGCUCAUCUGAAAGGAGUUUAACACUGAAGCAGCUCCACACCUCAAGGUGAAAGCAGUUGUGUAAUAAUAUUAACAGAACGCGCUUCAUCCAGGUCUCACUCUCCUGCUGGUCAGAACGUCUUGUGGUGUCGGGCGAGGUGUUAAUCUAAAGACACUCUCAGAACUACAGCUCAGCAAAACUCCAUGCCAGAGAUCUGGGUGCUGGUUGAACUGUCUGUGUGCAAGUAUCCUCACUUUGUCAACAUGCUUUGCUAUCUGCAGUGGCUGGUUAACUGUGGGAAAAUAUAUAUGUGACUCUUGACAUAGCCCAGUAUUGAUGUUGGCGUCCUUAUUGCUGUGGCAGUCUUGUGGAGUGAAUCUUUUUCAUGUCAAGUGUCUUUAAGGUGUUCGAGUGGCACUGUUGACCAAUCUUUGAAUCUCCUCUCGAGAUGACGACUCUUUCUCACACAUACAGUGUAUAGUAUGUAGCUGCAGUAGGUAUUAAUGACCAUUGUGAAAAAGUGACCCUUAAUAUGCAACUCAGUGGAAAGGUGUGGGAGAGUAGAUGUAAGAGUAAUCAAUAUUGUCAAAGUUGCUGGAGUCUGUUAUUUAAUUGUACUUGUUUGGUUUUAAUUUCAUUUGUAAAAACUGUUUUUUUGCAUCCAUAGAGCAAUUGGCCCUUGUUUUACUUAUAUUUAAAGUGUAAUAUUUUAAGGAAUUAUGAGACAAAUGCAGUCAAGCCUUAUUCCGUUCAUUUGGUCUUAAGUUAGCCAUAUUACAGAUCCAUAAAUUGGAUGUGGAUAUUGAGUGAAAGUUUAUGCUGUUAUUUAGAUUUUUUGCGCACUAAGUGAUGUGGAUGGUAGCAAAAGAUUCUGUCACAAGGGCCUCUUGCAAUAAUUUUCCUUAAUUUUGGUUCCUUUGGUAUACCUGUGUUUGCGUGCGGGUGUGUUUUCUCUGCUGCUACACUAGUUGUUAGUGCUCGUCGUUUGCUGCGGCUUCGUCCACAGCCUUUCUGUUCCCAUUUUUACGUUGUGCGUAUUUGAAAUUGAUCUUAACACUGUAAUUUGUUCUGCAGAUUUAAUUUUCAAUUGGUUAUAGCUUCUUUUCUUUCAUGCAACAUGUUAGAGAGGAUAAAUAAUGGCACUUGUGUGGCAGACGAAUUUAAUAGCUCUCAGAACAUUGGCUUCUUUUUUUAGUGGAAUUACGCUUUGUUAACGGUUGACUGUGCAGGUUUUUCUUCUUACUCUAUGGAGUGGGUCUGUGUUUCAAAGGUAUGUAAAUCUGACUAAAGCGAGUAAUACAAAGUUAAUAAUCUGUUUUGUUAUUUUUCUGUAUGGGUUGUAAUAAAAUAUUGCAGUACUUUGUAUGAAAACAGACAAUAGUUAAUUGUAACUAUUUAUAAAUUAAAUUAUUGUACUUUUUGCAAUCUGUAGAUAAGUACUAUGUAUUCAUAUACAGUAACAACUGUGGAUUUAAAUGUGAUUCUCUGAGGUGUCUAAGUUAUUGAUGUAUAUAUUGUAUGUUUGUUGAUACAGCUUACUUUAUUUUCGAUAAGACCAAUAAAAAUGUUUUGGAAAAUGA
This is a messenger RNA of Melanotaenia boesemani (Boeseman's rainbowfish), 5187 nucleotides long. RefSeq names its product transcription factor MafG. Gene Ontology annotation, cellular component: nucleus. Gene Ontology annotation, molecular function: DNA-binding transcription factor activity, RNA polymerase II-specific; RNA polymerase II cis-regulatory region sequence-specific DNA binding. Bases 428 to 916 code for a protein of 162 amino acids. Gene Ontology annotation, biological process: regulation of transcription by RNA polymerase II; regulation of epidermal cell differentiation. The transcript is spliced from 3 exons. Lineage: Eukaryota; Metazoa; Chordata; Actinopteri; Atheriniformes; Melanotaeniidae. The record is from RefSeq and is a predicted model, not a curated record.